This is a messenger RNA of Oncorhynchus kisutch (coho salmon), 1284 nucleotides long. Its product is annotated as protein lifeguard 1. Gene Ontology annotation, cellular component: endoplasmic reticulum; membrane; Golgi apparatus. Bases 173 to 1126 code for a protein of 317 amino acids. The record is from RefSeq and is a predicted model, not a curated record. Gene Ontology annotation, biological process: negative regulation of apoptotic signaling pathway. The transcript has 7 exons. NCBI's taxonomy places the organism in Eukaryota, Metazoa, Chordata, Actinopteri, Salmoniformes, Salmonidae.
GGUUCAGGAAAUAACACAAAUGGGCACAGGCUGCUAAAGGUAGAUGUUCCAGAGUCUGUCUGAGCCAAGCAGCAAUUGACAGUAUGUGUGUAGGCUAGAUCAACAGGAAGGACAGUACGGUCAUUGAAGUUCAAGUGAAACCCAGGUGUAAAGGAGACUACACUCUGCCAGAAUGACAGAUGCUCAGAAUUACUCCAUGCCCACAGAGUCUCAGGAUGCCCUGAACUCUAACCUGCCACCCCCUUACCCCCAUGGGGAAACUCAAGUGGACCCCAUGCCACCAUACAUACCACCGCCCUACUCUGCAGCUCCAGCCAUGUAUCCUCCAUCCCCCUACCCCCCAGUCCUGUACCCACCACAGGCAGGGGUAGACAUGGAAACUCUCCCCCCUGGAGAGUGUAACCCUUUGGGAGAGCCAGGAUCGUCUUCACCAGAGGCAGACGCCGCCCUAUUGGUGUCAUCUUUUGAUGACAAGACCAUAAGGAAGGCGUUUAUCAGAAAGGUGUUCAGUGUCGUGACCCUGCAGUUGCUGGUGACCUUCAGCAUCGUGUGUGUGUUCACGUUCUCCAGUGUGGUGAGGGCGGCAGUGCAGAGCAACAUCUGGAUCUACCUCAGCUCAUACAUCCUGUUUGCUGUGGUGGCCAUCUCCCUUAGCUUCUCCAAUUCCUUCAGCAGAAGCCAUCCCUGGAACCUGGUGGGACUGUCAGUGGUCACUCUCACCCUAUCUUACUUGGUCGGCACUGUGGCCUCAUUUCACAAUACCACUGCUGUAGUCAUCGCCAUGGGAGCAACAGUGGCGAUCUCCUUCACCAUCAUCAUCUUCUCAGCCCAGACUCGAGUGGACUUCACAAUUUGUAAUGGCAUCCUGCUGGUGCUGGCAGUGGACCUUCUCAUGUUCAGCUUCUUCUGCUGUUUCUUCUACUCCAAUGUGCUGCAGAUAGUCUACGGAUCUCUGGGAGCCCUGCUCUUCUCACUGUUCUUGGCGAUUGACUGCCAGCUGGUGAUGGGCAGGCAGAAGUACGCUCUAGAUCCAGAGGAGUAUGUGUUUGCUGCCCUGAUCCUGUACCUGGACAUCAUUAACAUCUUCCUCUAUCUGCUCAUCAUAAUGGGAGGCUCCAGCAAAUAGUCAACACCUGGCAGAAACCUACAAUGACACACAUAUGUAGCUAUAGUCCGUAGCACUCCAAACUAGAGCUGGGCAAUAUUGACAAAAAUCCAUAUCGCGAUAAAUUGCAUGAAUUGAUGCGAUAACGAUAAAUAAAAUGAUACGUUUAUAACAAUGUG